This is a messenger RNA of Pollicipes pollicipes, 519 nucleotides long. Its product is annotated as barrier-to-autointegration factor-like. Gene Ontology annotation, molecular function: DNA binding. Gene Ontology annotation, cellular component: condensed chromosome; nucleus. The record is from RefSeq and is a predicted model, not a curated record. NCBI's taxonomy places the organism in Eukaryota, Metazoa, Arthropoda, Thecostraca, Pollicipedomorpha, Pollicipedidae. Gene Ontology annotation, biological process: chromosome organization. The transcript has 2 exons. Bases 1 to 519 code for a protein of 172 amino acids.
AUGUCGUCCACCAUACGAAAGAUCCUCAUCUUUGUGGCGGAGCCGAUGGGCGAAAAGCCCGUGAUUGAUCUAGCCGGCAUUGGCGAGGUACUCGGCAAGGGACUGGUCAACCACGGCUUCGACCGCGCCUACAUCGUGCCCGGCCAGUUCCUGCUCCUGAAGGACAAUGAGCUGUUUGUCGACUGGCUGGUGGACCUGAUCCACUGCAACGUCAAGCAGGCGUCCGACUGCUGGCAGUGCCUGAACGACUGGUGCGCGGAGCACUUGAAGUUUGUCUGCAAAAGAGUGGGCACGGCGUGUGUUACCGCCGCCGAGGAGCCGCAGCAGAAUGGGAGACUGAGUGUUGAGGAGGAGGACUUCUGCGUGACAUUCGACCCCAUUGUGCUGCGCUGGGUGGUGUUGUGGAAAGUGUCCGGCGGGGGCAGCCCGCCGAGUGAACUGCUGAACACAGUGGAUGAGUACCCGGUGCCGACGGAGGCGCGCGCCGAGUACGAAGCAGCACUUGACAAUUGGAUCUGA